Molecule: messenger RNA, 2112 nt
Organism: Sebastes umbrosus (honeycomb rockfish)
Lineage: Eukaryota; Metazoa; Chordata; Actinopteri; Perciformes; Sebastidae
Exons: 7
Coding region: 245-778 (177 amino acids)
Cellular component (GO): membrane
Source: RefSeq, a predicted model, not a curated record
AAUCAGAGGAGCUCCUCCUUCGCUUCGCUUCGUCUCCUAGUUUGGUGCUUUCCAGAAAUCAUUUUGUUGUCGGGAAGUUUUGACCGUUAAAAGUUCAUCUGAAGAAGUGUUUACUCGGUGUGACAUACAACCCCUGUUGGUAUCAUCUAGAGACAUCUCAGAGACAUCUCAGACAGGCACUUGUAAACAUUUAGUCGAGGAGAUUUCUGGCAGAAAGCUCUGAAGGCAAACCUCUCCCAUUAACAUGUCUUCUGCUGCUGUGCUGGCAGCAGUUGAACCUAGGCUGCAGCGUCUCUUUGCCUGGUUUGACCCUGAAGCUGCUGCGGUGGUGACCAUCCUGUUGGGGCUGGUCCAGGUGAUCCUGUGUGUCCCACUUGCUCACGCUGACCACACUCUGCCAAAAUUCUUCAUACUGCCACUCAUCUUAGGAAUUGUAAUUAUGGCAGCAGGAUCAUUCACUAUUGCCAACGAGAAGAACACCAGCAAACUACUGCUUCAAGGUUGUGCGUACAGUCAUGCGGUUGGCCUGCUGGGGGCGCUGCUGGCCUUCUGCCUCUACUGCUACAGCCUCAGCUUGGAAAACCAGACGAAGAUGUGUGAGCCCGGUUCUGUUGCUACUGACUAUCACUACAGAGGAACACAUUACCCGUGUUUAGAGAGUCUCCUGGAGGCCUACCGAUGGAGUUUGAUACUGCUGCUGCUGCUAUUUGACAUCGGGGCCGUGGUCCUGCACUGCCUCCUUUCUGUCUCUGCCCUCAAAACACUGAAAACAAACUGACACACACACACACGCACACACACGCACACACACACACACACACACACACACACACACACACACACACACACACACACACACAGACACACACACAGGAAACACACAUGCUAUACAUGUUGAAAUACUCCAUAUCAACAGUAGAAUUGAAAAGCACUUAAUUUCCCUGACAACAUUUUUGAAGGGUUUCUGUAUUAGUGGAUUUGGUGACACCUCUGUGAGUUUUCAUAAUACAGAUCGGAUGAGCUCUGUGUCUCGACAUCACAGAGUGUAACAACGGACACAGUAACACUUGUGACACAGAUGUGACAAGAUUAUAUUAAUUAAAUAGUCGGUAAAUAAGUGAUGACAAAUUUGAAUUACAAAUAAAAUAAAUGGAAAAUAAUAAAUAUCUUCCUGAUUGGCUGGCAGGUGUCCAAUAAAAUCAUAAAACAGCGCACCUCAAACAAAGGUGAUGUCAUGAGAUAAUUCAUUCAUAUCAAACACUGGUGUUAUAGAGCUAGACUGGUAGGCGAUAUAUCAGCCCACAUCAGCUUACUGCAGGUAUCAUAUAUAUAUAUAUAUAUAUAUGGAGUCAGAUCAGUCUCAAUAUUAAUGAAUGCUCACUGAAGGAUUCACAAAUGUGUUUUGGGAUUAAUAUAUAAAUGACUUAAAGUAUUUUUCGAAGCACACAAGAAUAGUAAAAAAAAAAAUGCACAUAUAAAAAAAAAUAAGGUUCACAAAUAUAAAAUAUAUAAUAUAUAUUAUGCUUGCCAGGCAGGGCCAAAGGGCUUGUUGUGUUUGCCCUUCUUCCUGUUUGGUCUUUCUCUCCCCCCCCCCCUCCUCUGUGUUCUAACUACGUGAUUGGUUUCCACCUGUGCAUUCUGGUCAUGCUGCCUAUAGGUUCCCUCAGACAUGGAGCUGGCCAAUUAACAUCUGGGGUUUCCUAUAAAAUGAGCCCGUCUUCAGAGUUCAUGCUCUUGUUUUUGCCUGCCUGAGAUUUGCUGCAUUGCUUUAGAAAAACCUGUUAAAGACAUUAGAAAAAGGUGUGUGGUGGGAGGUGGAGGACUAUAGGUACGCUGGGGUACCCUUCCCAACUUUCACUCACGUAGGGAUGUUUUCUGUCUAGAAAAAAGAGGUUAUUGGUCGGUGCCACCGUUGUAUUCAGGGUCAAGUUAGUCAGGCCUUCUUUUUGUGCUCUGGUUUUAUUAGAUAGCAGUUAGUUUGGCCUAGUUUUGUUUUCUUAAUUUCUGUUUGUUUGGCACAACCACCUUGUCCCAUCCUCCCCCACACUUUGGGGAUUAUUUGAAGUAUCGUGUUAAGCAGAAAAUAAAUCACCCUUUUCUUUUCCACUUCAA